Colletotrichum chrysophilum is the source of this 3423-nucleotide messenger RNA. RefSeq names its product Serine/threonine kinase (gene PKC1). The coding region runs from base 1 to 3423 and encodes 1140 amino acids. The record is from RefSeq and is a predicted model, not a curated record. Lineage: Eukaryota; Fungi; Ascomycota; Sordariomycetes; Glomerellales; Glomerellaceae. Gene Ontology annotation, biological process: signal transduction; protein phosphorylation; fungal-type cell wall biogenesis. The transcript is spliced from 6 exons. Gene Ontology annotation, molecular function: diacylglycerol-dependent serine/threonine kinase activity; ATP binding.
AUGAACGAAGAAGACGCCAUCCAGAACAUCCUCAAGAAGAUUGAGCGCGAAAAGGCGCUGCUUAAUGCCGCCAAUGCUAUGCGUGCGCAGACAAACAACGAGGCCGUCCGAUCUCGACUCGACUCGCAGAUGCGCGAUGGCCGACGAAACCUGCAGUUCUUCGAGGAGAAGCUCCGCGAGGCUCAGAUGCGUCGCGGUAUGGACGGCAUGUCCCUCGGAUCUCCCUCCGACAGACCUCUCAGCGGCGAUGUCGAGGACGCGCCCCCUCCCCCGCCAAAGGAUGCCUCUGGGCAGUGGGCAGACCGUAGCGGCUACGGCCAAGGCAACGCAGUUUCUGGCGGCAACGUCCAGUUCAGCCAAAUCGGCGGCCACUCCGACCUGAUGCCUCCCCGCCAUCCUUACGCCCCUCCCGGCCCGUCGUCUUCUAUCCCGAAGCCGCGUCCUAACUUUACAAAGCUCGACCUCAUCAAAUAUGAUACCCCCUACCUCGGCCCCCGUAUUCAGCUCAUGCUGUCCCAGAUCCAGUUCAAGCUUAAUGUGGAGGAGCAGUACCUCAAGGGCGUUGAAAAGAUGGUUCAGCUGUACGGAAUGGAGGGCGACCGCAAAAGCAGAGCGGAUGCGGCCGCUCGCAGGGUCGAGAGCAAGCAGAAGAUUCUCUUGCUUAAGCAGGCCAUGAAACGUUACGAGGAACUUCACAUUGACAUGGACACUGCUGAUAGUCCCGACGAUGACUCCAUCAAUAUGCCUAACCUUCGAAAGCCCCUCAGUGGCCAGCUCACCAUCCGCGUCGGACAGAUCAAAGACGUCGACCACGCUAGUAUGAGCCGCUUCUCUCGCGGUCCGGAGACUUUUAUUGCCGUCAAGGUUGAGGACAACGUCGUUGCGCGCACGAGAGUCACCAGAACAGACAAGUGGGAGGCCGAGUACCACACGAUUGACGUAGACAAGGCCAACGAGAUCGAACUUACCGUCUACGACAAGCCCGCCGAGCAUGCUAUUCCCAUUGGCAUGCUUUGGGUACGAAUUUCCGAUAUCGUAGAGGAAAUGAGAAGGAAGAAGAUCGAGGCCGAGAUUACCAACUCUGGAUGGGUUUCUGCCGAUAGAAUGGGAGCGCCGCCGCCUCAGUUCCCCAUGAACCCCGGUCAGUCGCAGCAGUCGUUUGGAGCCGGCGCACCUCCACCAUCGCCGGGUGCCCCGCAAGGAGGAGCCGCCCCUGGUCCGAUGCCCAUGCAGGCGAUCCCCCAACAGCCCAUCGACGGCUGGUUCAACCUCGAGCCGGCCGGCCAGAUUCAACUCUCCCUGGGCUUCCUCAAGCAGAACAAGGACCGCCGCCCCCUCGACCUGCAGGGAUUGGGCAGAAAGGGUGCCGUUCGUCAGCGCAAGGAGGAGGUGCACGAGAUGUACGGUCACAAGUUCGUCCAGCACCAGUUCUACAACAUCAUGCGCUGCGCCCUUUGCGGAGACUUCCUCAAGUACUCGGCUGGCAUGCAGUGCGAGGACUGCAAGUACACUUGCCACACCAAGUGCUACAGCAGCGUCGUUACCAAGUGCAUUAGUAAGAGCAAUGCUGAGACGGAUCCGGACGAGGAGAAGAUCAACCACCGCAUCCCACACAGAUUCCAGGCCUUCUCCAACAUGACGGCCAACUGGUGCUGCCACUGUGGUUACAUUCUGCCCUUUGGAAAGAAGAAUUGCCGAAAAUGCGCGGAAUGUGGCCUUACUGCCCACUCUGCUUGUGUCCACCUUGUCCCUGACUUCUGCGGCAUGUCGAUGGCGGUGGCUAACCAGAUUCUGGAGGGUAUCAAGUCGACCCGCAUGAUCAACAAGAACAAGACUUCGUCCUCUCUCAGCGACCGCACGCUUAGGAAGCAGCCCACAAGCCCGACAAGCACUCUGAGCUCCCCGCCCCAUAGUGCCACCCAGCCACCAUACGCUCAAGGCUCCCCUGAGGCUACGGAGGCUGCCAAGAUCAUGUACCAACAGCAGUCUCCUCCUGGCCAAAGACCCCACCCCGACCGCACGUCCUCCAGCUCUGCCGCGGCGGCAGCGGCGACGGCUGCAAUGAGCGGAUCGAUGGGCCAGCAGAAGCCUCAGUCGCAAGAUUAUGGACGCUAUGGACCAAGUGGUGGGUAUGGAUCACCCCACGACCAAGGGCCGGAAGAUCCCUACGGCCAACAGCGCAAGUACAACCCGGCGGACUACGCCAAUGUCAACACCUACUCCCAGCAGCCUCCUGUGCAGCAACAACCUCAACGCCCUAUUCAGCAGCAGCAGCAGCAACCGCCUCCUCAGCAGUACUCCCAACCGCCUCCUCAACAGCCGCAGCAGCAGCAGCAGAUGUACCAGCAGCCGCCUCAGCAGCCCCCUGUCUCUUCGCCUAAGUUGCAAGAGGCACCGCAGCUGUCGCCUGUCACGCCCGGCGGAGUACCGAGCGCCGGACGCAAGCCGUUGCCUUCCGCCACCGACCCGGGCACUGGCCAGCGUAUUGGCCUUGACCACUUCAACUUCCUUGCUGUGCUGGGUAAGGGUAACUUCGGAAAGGUCAUGCUUGCGGAGACGAAGCGAUCCAAGAGGCUGUAUGCCAUUAAGGUGCUGAAGAAGGAGUUCAUUAUUGAGAACGAUGAAGUGGAAAGCAUAAGGAGUGAGAAGCGAGUCUUCCUGAUUGCUAACCGCGAGAGACAUCCGUUCUUGACCAACCUUCACGCUUGUUUCCAGACCGAGACUCGUGUCUACUUCGUCAUGGAGUACAUUAGUGGUGGUGAUCUCAUGCUUCACAUUCAGCGCGGCCAAUUUGGCACCAAGCGAGCUCAGUUCUACGCUGCGGAAGUCUGCUUGGCACUCAAGUACUUCCACGAGAACGGUGUCAUUUACCGUGACUUGAAGCUCGACAACAUCCUGUUGACGUUGGACGGACACAUCAAGAUUGCCGACUACGGUCUUUGCAAGGAGGACAUGUGGUUCGGUUCCACUACUAGCACGUUCUGUGGUACCCCUGAAUUCAUGGCUCCCGAGAUUCUGCUUGACAAGAAGUACGGCCGCGCUGUGGAUUGGUGGGCAUUUGGUGUCCUGAUCUACCAGAUGCUUCUUCAGCAGUCACCAUUCCGUGGUGAGGAUGAGGACGAGAUUUAUGAUGCCAUUCUGGCUGAUGAGCCUCUGUACCCCAUUCACAUGCCUCGGGACUCCGUCUCCAUCCUGCAGAAGCUCCUCACUCGUGAGCCCGACCAGCGCCUGGGCAGCGGCCCUACGGACGCUCAGGAGAUCAUGAACCAGCCGUUCUUUAGGAACAUCAACUGGGAUGACAUCUACCACAAGCGUGUUGCGCCGCCUUUCAUGCCUCAGAUCAAGAGCGCCACAGAUACCAUCCUCUCGCAAGCCAUGCAAGAAGAAUUCCGUGGCUUCUCUUACACCGCCGAUUUUGACUGA